UGCUAUGAAGCAAAAAUAACCUCACUUUUCAAAGAUCUGGACAAGAAACUGGGAAUGAAUUUUACUUGGUCAAACUGAAGCCUCAGUAAAGCAAGAACUCCACUAAUAGCAGACAGCCAUGGCGGUCAGCAUCGGAGUCGUAUCGGUCAUCGUCACCCUCUCGGCCAUCCUGACAUACUUCCUGGCCAAGAUCCUGCGUGUCUUCCAUCUCAUCAGCAAGUUUGACGGACCACCUGCCCUCCCGAUUGUCGGCAACGCCCAUUUAUUCCAUCAAGAUGCAAGAGAAUUUUUCAUGCAGAUAGAGGACUGGGUGAAUGAGUACAGACCAAAGUCCAACGGUAGAAUGAGAUUAUGGCUUGGCCCGGUUCCUGUCUGUUUUACCUUUAACUGUCGAGAUUUUGAGGUUGUUAUGAGUAGCAGCAGGCAUAUCAAGAAAGGUUAUGUCUAUACCUUUUUACAUCCCUGGCUUGGCCGUGGUUUACUGACCAGUACGGGACAGAAAUGGUUUCACCGCCGGAAGCUACUCACCCCAACCUUCCAUUUCUCCAUUCUCCAAAACUUCAUGGACGUCUUCAACGAGCAGAGCUUUAUCAUGGCAAAGAAGAUGGAGAAGUUUGCCGACCAAUCGGAGCCUUUCAACAUCUUCCCACAAAUCACCUACUGUGUUCUUGAUAUCAUUUGUGAUACUGCCAUGGGGAAGUCUAUAAACGCUCAGGGAGAGGGGGAUAACGAAUAUGUUACAGCUGUAAUAAGCAUGACCAACUUGGUGCAGGAGAGAAUGAAGAAGCCCUGGUUCUGGCCUGACCUACUCUAUGAUAACAUCCAAUCGGGUAAAAAGCAUGCCAACAACCUUAGAGUACUGCAUGAUAUGACAACUAAGAUCAUCAAACAAAGAUUACAGGAGCCUCCCAGAGCCCUGGAUGGGAGCGAAGAAGAUGCGGUUGCCGGGAAACGAAGGAGGAUCGCGUUCCUUGAUCUCCUUCUACAGAUGCACAGGGAGGACCCAAGUUUUACACUAGAGGACAUCAGAGAGGAGGUGGAUACUUUCAUGUUUGAGGGCCAUGAUACGACAGCUGCAGCUGCAUCAUGGACCAUCUUGAUGAUUGGCCGCCAUCCUGAGGUCCAGACCCGCCUCCAUGAAGAGCUGGAUGAAGUCUUUGGUGACAGCGAUAGACCCAUUACUGCUGAUGAUCUUCAGAAACUCCAGUACCUGAACUGUGUCUUCAAGGAAACCCUGAGACUCUGUCCCUCGGUGCCCAUGAUAGGCAGGGAUCUAGAGGAAGACUGUGUCAUAGAUGGUAAAGUGGUGCCAAAAGGCACUCUGGUUGUCCUGGGUAUCUACGCCCUUCAUCGCGAUCCAGAGCAGUUUCCCGACCCAGAGAAGUUUGACCCUGAUCGAUUCCUGCUGGAGAACUCGACCAAGAGACACCCCUACGCAUACGUCCCAUUCUCGGCGGGUCCUAGGAACUGUAUCGGUCAAAAGUUCGCCAUGAUGGAGGAUAAGGUCAUUCUAGCCAACCUGAUGAGGAAGUUUUCCGUCCAAGCGAUCCAGACCAUGGAAGAGACGAACCCUCUCGGUGAACUCAUCAUGAGACCUAGGGAUGGUAUCUACGUCAAGCUCAGCAGAAGAAAAUAGAGGGCGCUAUAGGAAUGUCUAAUCAUGUUUUUAAUUUCACCGUCAUAAUAUUUUAAAUGGGAGUGUCACAUUCAUGUGCCCUCUGGUCGUAAGACUUGAAUAUGUAAACUAAGGCAAUCUUGGUUGAAAAAUAGAGGGCGCUAUAGGUGUAUCUCAUCCAAAGAUGACAUUAUAAAUAAUUUUUUAAUUUCGCCUUCACAAUAUUUUGAAUGGGAGUGUCACAUUCAUGUGCCCUCUGGUCAUAAGACUUGAAUAGGUAAACUAAGUCAAUCGUGGUUGAAAACUAGAGGGCGCUAUAACAUAUUUCCUCUGAAAAUUUGCCAUCUAAAACUUUUGAUUAAGAGUAUCUCACUCGCCUGCCCUCUUGUAAUGAGAGCUAGAAAUGGAAUCCAGGGACCCCGUUUCACAAAGCUUUUUUUCAAUGAUAAAUGACAAAAAUCAUCGACAAAUUUGCUGAUAACCAAUCAGAAGCAAGGAUUUCAGUAGCUUAUAACAAAAUAUGUCAUUUUUCACUUAUGACAAGUUUGAUGAAAAACCCCUCAGGUCAUGCUCAGCUGAAGAAAAUACAGGGCGUUUUUUAAAUAUCACAUCAAAAAAGAUCAUCAUUACAUUUUUUGUAUUCGGUCCCAAAAAAUUUGUAAAGAGAAAAUCACACUCGUAUAACUAAGCCCUCGUGAAAAAUAUAAAUAGAUUCUACAUCAAGCUCAACUGAGAAACUAGAGGGUGCUAUUGGAAUAAAAAAAUGACAUUAUCAAUAUUUUUCUAAUUCGCCAUAAAAUUAGGAUGCGAGCAUCAUGCCCCACACCCCUUUGAGUGGAACACUUGCUUAAUGCGUUAAAUCAUUCAAUUAAAGAGAUUAGAAGUAUUUUAUUAUAGAUUGGAA
Strongylocentrotus purpuratus (purple sea urchin) is the source of this 2519-nucleotide messenger RNA. Its product is annotated as cytochrome P450 4V2. The transcript is spliced from 12 exons. Bases 119 to 1636 code for a protein of 505 amino acids. Lineage: Eukaryota; Metazoa; Echinodermata; Echinoidea; Camarodonta; Strongylocentrotidae. Gene Ontology annotation, molecular function: monooxygenase activity; oxidoreductase activity, acting on paired donors, with incorporation or reduction of molecular oxygen; iron ion binding. The record is from RefSeq and is a predicted model, not a curated record.